Molecule: messenger RNA, 897 nt
Organism: Paramecium tetraurelia
Lineage: Eukaryota; Ciliophora; Oligohymenophorea; Peniculida; Parameciidae
Exons: 2
Molecular function (GO): protein binding
Source: RefSeq, a predicted model, not a curated record
AUGUAAAAUUAGUGUGCUUCUCACCCAAUGGUGUAACAUUAGCUUCUUGAGACGGCUAAGAUAUAUACUAAAAUGGAAUCUUAAAACAAGAAAAUAAAUCUCAAAAUUUUAUGGUCUUUUUUGUUGUUUGUUCAUUUUGUUUCUCUCCUGAUGGUGCUACAUUAGCAUCUGGUAGUUCAGAUAGUUCUAUUCGUUUAUGGACGUUAAGACAGAAUAAUCUAAAGCUGGAUUCGAUAAUAAUUUGGAUCAAGAUAAUCCUAAUUAUUUCACACCUUAUGGUACUACAUUAGCAACUUAUGGCAAGGUUAUCUGUUUGUGGGAUGUUAAGACAGGUAAAAUAAAAAGCCACAUUAGAUGUCAUUUGAGUUAUGUUUGUUCAAUUUGUUUCUCACCCAACGAUAACACUAUCCUUUAUGGGAUGGUACUUAGCUAGCAUCUUGUAGUAAUGAUAACUCUAUCCGUAAAUAGAAUGUUAAGACAGAAUAAUAAAAGCCAAAUUAGAUGUCCAUUCAAAUGAUGGCAUGCUUAGUCUGUUUCUCUCCUGAUGGUACUACAUUAGCAUCUUGUACUUAAGAUAAUUCGAUCCGUUUAUGGAAUUUUAAGACAGUAUAAUAAAUCUUAUCAGAAAAUAAUUGCUAUAAUGAUAUUCUAGUAUAAUUUUCACCUGAAAUUUAUAACAACACCCUUAUCUUAGAAAGUGGGAUUUAUUUUUCAUUAUUAUUUAGCUACCUCUAAUAUUACAAUUCUUAGAAAUUUCAUAAAAUCCCUUUUUCCAAGCCAAAGAUGAUCUAAUCCUUAAAAGGGAAUUAAUAGACUAUUCAGGCAUAAAUCUAAGAUUUUCGAUCAAAUCUAAAGGAAGUUACAUUUAUAAGAUAUAUUGUAUUCUAAAAAAAAUGA